Molecule: messenger RNA, 1142 nt
Organism: Rhinolophus ferrumequinum (greater horseshoe bat)
Lineage: Eukaryota; Metazoa; Chordata; Mammalia; Chiroptera; Rhinolophidae
Gene: GNA11
Product: G protein subunit alpha 11
Exons: 7
Coding region: 44-1123 (359 amino acids)
Biological process (GO): adenylate cyclase-modulating G protein-coupled receptor signaling pathway; phospholipase C-activating dopamine receptor signaling pathway; action potential
Cellular component (GO): heterotrimeric G-protein complex
Molecular function (GO): GTPase activity; G protein-coupled receptor binding; G-protein beta/gamma-subunit complex binding
Source: RefSeq, a predicted model, not a curated record
GGGGCGGCGGCGGGGGCGGCCGGCGGGCUCCGGGGCCGGGACGAUGACUCUGGAGUCCAUGAUGGCGUGUUGCCUCAGCGAUGAGGUGAAGGAGUCCAAGCGGAUUAACGCCGAGAUCGAGAAGCAGCUGCGGCGGGACAAGCGCGACGCCCGGCGCGAGCUCAAGCUGCUGCUGCUCGGCACCGGCGAGAGCGGGAAGAGCACGUUCAUCAAGCAGAUGCGUAUCAUCCAUGGGGCCGGCUACUCGGAGGAGGACAAGCGGGGCUUCACCAAGCUGGUCUACCAGAACAUCUUCACCGCCAUGCAGGCCAUGAUCCGUGCCAUGGAGACCCUGAAGAUCCUGUACAAGUACGAGCAGAACAAGGCCAAUGCGCUCCUGAUCCGGGAAGUAGAUGUGGAGAAGGUGACGACUUUCGAGCACCGGUACGUCAGUGCCAUCAAGACCCUGUGGAACGACCCUGGCAUCCAGGAGUGCUACGACCGGAGGCGGGAGUACCAGCUCUCCGACUCUGCCAAAUACUACCUGACCGACGUGGACCGCAUCGCCACUGCGGGCUACCUGCCCACCCAGCAGGACGUGCUGCGGGUCCGUGUGCCCACCACCGGCAUCAUCGAGUACCCUUUCGACCUGGAGAACAUCAUCUUCAGGAUGGUGGAUGUGGGAGGACAGAGGUCUGAGCGGAGGAAGUGGAUCCACUGCUUUGAGAACGUGACGUCCAUCAUGUUCCUUGUGGCCUUGAGUGAAUACGACCAAGUCCUGGUGGAGUCGGACAACGAGAACCGCAUGGAGGAGAGCAAAGCCCUGUUCCGGACCAUCAUCACCUACCCCUGGUUCCAGAACUCGUCCGUCAUCCUCUUCCUCAACAAGAAGGACCUGCUGGAAGACAAGAUCCUGUACUCGCACCUGGUGGACUACUUCCCGGAGUUUGACGGCCCGCAGCGGGACGCACAGGCCGCCCGGGAGUUCAUCCUGAAGAUGUUCGUGGACCUGAACCCCGACAGCGACAAGAUCAUCUACUCACACUUCACCUGCGCCACCGACACGGAGAACAUCCGCUUCGUCUUCGCCGCCGUCAAGGACACCAUCCUGCAGCUCAACCUGAAGGAGUACAACCUGGUGUGACCUGAGGGCCCGGGACAGA